AUGGUUCGAGGACGGAGAUCGAGUAAUUUGGGUGCGGACAUUCGCGGUGACACUGGCGCACCGGCCAUGUCCACCAUGAAUGAAGUCAGCCCCAUUGAUGGGGAGGCUCCCAGAUGGGAUCAGCUGCUUAAGUCCGGUGCCUCCGACGACAAGUCAACCAAGGCCCCCGCGAAACGUCGCAAGAAGUCCUCUCUGCGCCGCUUCAAAGAUGCUUGUCUGAAGCACACCUGGCUUCUGCCAUUGCUCAUCCUGAUUGUUCUCCUGUCCCUGUACGCGAUCAAUCCGACAACAUCGAAUCCGCUGCACAGCGCCAUCUUCCUCUCCUAUCCGCAGCCUCCGAAGUACCCUGGCGGCCCGAUCAUGUACGGAAAAGGUCCUAAGGAUAUCGCUUUCGUCUCAUUUUAUACUGUCGUCUUGUCCUUCACUCGUGAAUUCAUCAUGCAGCGCUGGAUCCGACCGUUUGCAGUGUACUGCGGCAUCUCUGGAAGGGGCAAAACUGCUCGAUUCAUGGAACAGGUGUAUACAGCCAUCUACUUCGGGAUCUUCGGCCCCUUCGGUCUCUAUGUCAUGUACAGGUCGGAUAUCUGGUAUUUCAACACCACGGCCAUGUUCGAGGGCUUUCCUCAUCGGGAGCACGAGGCGCUCUUCAAGGCCUUUUACCUGCUGGAGGCGAGUUACUGGGCGCAACAGGCGAUUGUGUUGAUGCUCCAGUUGGAAAAGCCACGGAAGGACUUCAAGGAGCUGGUAGCACAUCACAUAAUUACUCUGUCCCUCAUUGGACUGAGCUAUCGGUUCCAUUUCACUUACAUGGGUAUCGCUGUGUAUAUCACCCAUGAUAUUUCUGAUUUCUUCCUUGCCACCUCCAAGACUCUCAACUAUCUCGACCACUGGAUCACCGCGCCCUACUUCGCUAUGUUCGUCGGCAUGUGGGUCUAUCUUCGUCAUUUCCUGAAUUUGAAGAUCCUCUGGGCCGUCCUGACUGAAUUCCGGACUGUCGGACCCUUCGAGCUUAACUGGGAAACCCAGCAGUACAAGUGCUGGAUCAGUCAAUACAUCACCUUCGCCUUGCUGGCCAGCUUGCAAGCUGUCAACCUCUUCUGGCUUUUCCUGAUUGGACGUAUUUUGAAGAAUUACAUCAUCAGCGAUAUCAAGAAGGAUGAGAGAAGCGACGACGAGGAUACGGAGGAUGAACUUCCGCUUCCCGACGCAAACAGCCAUGCCACACUUGCGACAGGUAUCGAGGAGCCAACCCUGAACGCCCGCAGCAAGGAGAACAAGACUCCUCAGGUUCUUGUGAACGGUCAGCCGGUCAACAGCAAGCACUAA
Molecule: messenger RNA, 1326 nt
Organism: Aspergillus saccharolyticus JOP 1030-1
Lineage: Eukaryota; Fungi; Ascomycota; Eurotiomycetes; Eurotiales; Aspergillaceae
Product: TLC domain-containing protein
Exons: 3
Coding region: 1-1326 (441 amino acids)
Biological process (GO): ceramide biosynthetic process
Cellular component (GO): membrane
Molecular function (GO): sphingosine N-acyltransferase activity
Source: RefSeq, a predicted model, not a curated record